UGGUUGAUUUUGCGAUCAAGGCUGAACCCAAAAAAAUAUCGAAGCACUUGCAAGGACAAUCACGUUUCUGCCUUUACGCUUCAUCGCUAUGGAAACUCUAAGCUCUUCCGCUUCAAUUGUUUCCUCAUCUUCUUCUCCCCUCUCUAUCUUCUCCACCAAGACCACUAAAAACUCACCAACGAGGCUUCUCCGAUUCCAAUCUCCUUCCAAAAAGAACGGUAAAGACUCCGAUCUCCAAUCAAACUCCGAUGAGACAAGCAUCGUCCCUCUUUUCGGCAACCAAACACUCUCCAAGGAGGAUGCGAUGGGAUUAGUACUGAGUGCCGCUUCAGUGAGAGGAUGGACAACAGGUUCUGGUAUGGAAGGUCCGUCGGUGCCAGCUGGAGCUGAGGACGGAUCCAGUACGGAGAAGGUAUCGACUUUCCCCUGGUCUCUUUUCACAAAAUCUCCACGUAGACGCAUGCGCGUUGCUUUCACUUGUAAUGUUUGUGGUCAGAGAACCACUCGUGCUAUCAAUCCUCAUGCUUAUACUGAUGGCACCGUCUUUGUGCAGUGCUGUGGUUGCAAUGUGUUUCAUAAGUUGGUGGAUAAUUUGAAUCUGUUUCAUGAGAUGAAGUGUUAUGUGAAUCCAAGUUUCAAUUACAGAGAUCCCAAAUGGGAUAUAGGCGGCUUCAAAUUCUUUGAUAUGGAUGAUGAAGAUAAUAACAAUGUGUUUCCUGUCUAAAGAGAUGAAAUAAUGUCAUGUAUACCGUACAUUUCUUCUGUUAAAUCGUGAAGAUGAUGUUGUACAUAAUUGCUAAUUCUAUAUGGGUUAGUGUAAUUAAAUAAGUUAUUGUAUUCAGUAAAAGUUGGUAAAUUUAUGUAUUAGAUCAUAGAAUAUAUUGGAAAAACAUGGAACUUUAUAUUGAUAGGGCAGUUCUAUAGCAGUAUAUUGCAUACUUUGCAGAUUGGAAAUGCUCCUGAAAUGUGGUUCAAAUUUGGUAUUUCUUUA
Molecule: messenger RNA, 991 nt
Organism: Mangifera indica (mango)
Lineage: Eukaryota; Viridiplantae; Streptophyta; Magnoliopsida; Sapindales; Anacardiaceae
Exons: 4
Coding region: 89-724 (211 amino acids)
Biological process (GO): protein stabilization; protein import into mitochondrial matrix; protein folding
Cellular component (GO): mitochondrion
Molecular function (GO): protein-folding chaperone binding; zinc ion binding
Source: RefSeq, a predicted model, not a curated record